This is a messenger RNA of Sceloporus undulatus (fence lizard), 1917 nucleotides long. RefSeq names its product adenosine receptor A2a-like. The transcript is spliced from 3 exons. Gene Ontology annotation, molecular function: G protein-coupled adenosine receptor activity. Gene Ontology annotation, cellular component: membrane. Bases 367 to 1656 code for a protein of 429 amino acids. Lineage: Eukaryota; Metazoa; Chordata; Lepidosauria; Squamata; Phrynosomatidae. Gene Ontology annotation, biological process: G protein-coupled adenosine receptor signaling pathway; adenylate cyclase-activating G protein-coupled receptor signaling pathway. The record is from RefSeq and is a predicted model, not a curated record.
GGGAGGGGGGGGAGGAGGAACAGCCGCAGCGGCCGCCUGAAGUUCCUGCAGAGGAGCCCCGAAAGGACAGGUCGUUAAUCGAUUGGAAACUGAUCAAUCGUUAAUUGAUUGGAAACUCUGAUCCGUCAUUAAUUGAUUGGAAACUCUGAUCCGUCGUUAAUUGAUUCUCCUCUGUCAUUAAUUGAUCACAACCUCCAUUUUGUAAUCGGCGCCGAUGUCGCUCCAGGCGCCGAUUCCGGCCUCCAUUUUGCACAGAAUUCGAACCCAGGUCUCGCCGCCAUCGGAGGAGGAGGAGAAACUAGACACCAUUUUUAGCCGCGCAACCGCUAUGGACUCGGUCCCCCACGCCGCGUGUCCGCCACCACCAUGUUGAUCCGCGGCCACCCAGACUUUGCGGCAGACGCGGUCUACAUUGCGCUGGAGUUGGUCAUCGCGGCUUUGGCUGUAGCGGGGAACGUGCUGGUCAUGUGGGCAGUCAUCCUGAACAGCAACCUGCAGAACGUGACCAACUACUUUGUGGCGUCGCUGGCGGCGGCCGACGUGGCUGUAGGCGUCCUGGCGGUCCCUUUCGCCGUGACGGUCAGCACCGGGUUCUGCGCCUCGUUCUACGGAUGCCUCUUCAUCGCCUGCUUUGUCCUGGUCUUGACCCAGAGCUCCAUCUUCUCCCUCCUGGCCAUCGCCAUUGACCGCUUCAUCGCCAUCCGGAUGCCCCUCAGGUACAACGCGCUGGUGACCGCGUCGCGCGCCAAAGGCAUCAUCGCCAUCUGCUGGGUCCUCUCCUUCGUUAUUGGCUUGACCCCCAUGUUGGGGUGGAACAGGCGCCCCGCAGUGGGGAAUGCGGGGAAUGCUGCGCCCGACGUUAACGUAUCCUCCGCCUCCAACGCUGCCGGCACCAACAACUGCAGCGCCAACAUGGUGCCCUGCCUCUUCGAAGGCGUAGUAACCAUGGAGUACAUGGUCUACUACAACUUCUUCGCUUGCGUCCUCCUCCCACUGCUCAUGAUGUUCGCCAUUUACUUGAAGAUUUUCAUGGCAGCGCGGCGACAGUUGAAGCAGAUUGGGAACAAAAUGGCGGCCGCGUCGGCGCAUGGUGAGCGCUCCUCCUCGUCCUCCAUUUUGCAAAAGGAAAUCCACGCUGCAAAGUCGCUCGCCAUCAUCGUCGGGCUCUUCGCCGUCUGUUGGCUGCCGCUCCACGUCGUCAACUGCUAUACGUUAUUUUGCCGUGGUUGCGAGCGGCCGCCUCUGUGGCUGAUGUACGUCGCCAUCUUGCUCUCGCACGCCAACUCCGUCGUCAACCCGCUCAUCUAUGCCUACCGCAUCCGCGAGUUUCGCCAAACUUUCCGCAAGAUCCUCAGAGGACACGUUUUGCGCGAAACGGCGCCGCCGCGGUGCCAGACAGCGUCAGCACAUGGCAGGGAAAACGGGGAGCGUGGCGCCAUUGUCGUAGAUUCCUAUGACGGCGUCCCGAGUAAAACAGGCGCAGAACGGAACGGGUUCGACGGAGGUGCCAACGGGGACGCCGGGUGCCAUUUUUAUCGAAACGGCGCAGUUUCGGCGAGGAAGGAGGAACGGUUUGACGAAGGUCUCCUCGCGUGCCACGAGUCGUUGUUCAUGGAGUCGGAGACAUCGGCGUUUGACCUCUCUAGCGUGUCUUGAGGGCACUAUCCUCCUCACGUGGUCAAAUAUUUGCCAUUUCGAGAGCAGCGGUGAUGGCGGUGAUGGUGACAGUGGCAGAAAACGAAGCGAUUUAUUUAAAACGAAGAUCUGGAAAAAGGAACAAAUACGGAGGGAUAAAAUGGGUGCGAAUUGUAUAUGCUCCACCCAGAAACGUAUUCGCCGUUCCAUGCGUCCGCCAUUUUGGUGCAGUUUUUGGAAUUUGGCGACUCUGGGACUUUAUAAAAGACAUGUUUGUUGCUG